AUGAGGCCUGGAGGCUACUACUACCCGCGUGCAAGCGCCCCGUUCGGCGGAUACGGCAACGGCAAUGGCGGCGGCUUCCGCCAGGCGGGAGGCCAGCAGCCCUACCGCCCGCCGCCGCGGCCGCCCGAGCAGCGGCAGAUGACGCUGCAACAGAGGGAAGCUGUUCUGAUGGCGGCCGGCCGCCUCGCCGCGGAGUACCUCGUGGACAGAGGCGACCUGCCUCCGGACGUGCUGGAGAACCGCCCGCCGGCCCCGAUCCCGUUCCAGCAGCAAGGCCUGCCCGCGGCCCGCUUCCACCAAAGCCGCGGCCCGCCGCAGCAGCAGCACCGCCAGCCAGUGGUCGCACCGCGGCCCGCCAGCACCCGCUUCCAGCAGCGCCCGCAUCGGCGGUUCGCCGGCCCGCGCCCGUUCCAAUUCCACGGAGGCCCCGGCCCGUUCCCGAAGCGGCCGCGCCAGGGCCCGCCACGUUCGUUCCCGUACGGCCCGCGCGCGGCGGCGGCUCCUCCCAACAAGACGACGGCGGGGAGCGCCGGCCAGGGCGCGGUCGCGGCAGCGGCGGCGCCCCCCGUGGCCGCCAAGAGUGACGUGCAAGAAGACGAGGGCAGCAUGGCGGUAGACGGAGAUGCCGGCGAAUCGCAGACGACGGCGCAGCCGGGCGGUGCGACCAGCGGCGCCCCGGAGCAGGUGAACGAGCCAAGCAGCACUUCCGUUGGCGCCAACGAUAGCGAAUCAAAGUAG
Messenger RNA from Panicum virgatum (switchgrass), 738 nucleotides. Its product is annotated as wiskott-Aldrich syndrome protein homolog. The transcript has a single exon. Bases 1 to 738 code for a protein of 245 amino acids. Lineage: Eukaryota; Viridiplantae; Streptophyta; Magnoliopsida; Poales; Poaceae. The record is from RefSeq and is a predicted model, not a curated record.